AUGGCUGCGUCAGUACGGGGGAUCCCAGCGGUCCAGCCCAUUAGCACCCAGGGCGGCAACCCAGCGGGCUCCAGCGGGCUCCAGCCAGCCUUCAGCGCUGCGUCCCAGUUGCGAGCAGAGAGCACCGUUGCCAGCAUCUGGCUGACGGAACCUCUGACUCCUCCACCCCUUGCGCCUUUUUGCUGCUCUCGCUUCUUGCUUCUUCCCUUCUUCUCUCACCGGUCUGCCGUGCAGCAGCCGCAUCUUGCCUCGCUCUCCCCUGCCGCGGAAAGGGGUCGCAUAGCCCGGCUCGAGCUCGUCGGGUCUCCACGCCGAGCCCCGUCUCAAAAAGUUUUUGCCGCCGCCGCCGGAGUCGCUGCUCCAACGUCCGCCAAGCCCGUGGCUGCUGCGCUGCGCUGCUCGCAUGCCUCAGUUGCUGCGCGACCUCACCUGCGACCUGCGACCUGCAACUCUGCCUUUCGACCUCGAUUGCAGCUUCCGGUCUUCGGUCCCGAUCCUCACGUCUGCCGUCUGGCCUGCGCAUCGAUCGCCCACCCGCCGGACGGUGUCCUUGAUCCAUCAUCGACGGGUGACGAGUGGCUGCAGCAAACCAACCGCCGCUCCCUUUGCGUCUGGCCCGUCUCUAUCCUCGGACGCGGCGUCACCUCUGCUCUCUGGCCCUCGCCUCCUGCCCCCGCGAAAUCCUGGGCCGAUCGAUCACACACCCCCCCAGCAUCCGAAGAGGACAAGACAGAUCCUGCCCGGCUGCGCUUCCGCGUGCAAUUCACUGGCCUCCAUGCCACCGGCGCCGCAGCUCUAUUGAAACCUGCCGCCCGGUCACACGACCGACGCCUCUUGUGCGCCUGA
This is a messenger RNA of Trichoderma atroviride IMI 206040, 846 nucleotides long. RefSeq lists its product as uncharacterized. The record is from RefSeq and is a predicted model, not a curated record. Lineage: Eukaryota; Fungi; Ascomycota; Sordariomycetes; Hypocreales; Hypocreaceae.